This is a messenger RNA of Fusarium tjaetaba, 1323 nucleotides long. RefSeq names its product BAHD acyltransferase DCR. The record is from RefSeq and is a predicted model, not a curated record. Bases 1 to 1323 code for a protein of 440 amino acids. Lineage: Eukaryota; Fungi; Ascomycota; Sordariomycetes; Hypocreales; Nectriaceae. The transcript is spliced from 5 exons.
AUGCCUUCCGCUUUCAAUUUCCAGUCAGAGACAUCUGCUGUUCUGGGUGAUCAAGAUCAUUCUCUUGUAACCUUGGAGCAUUAUGGCCUGCAGCCACUCUCUGCAAAACAAAAGCUUACGCCUUUGGACAUGAAUAUGCCCAGGCUGUAUGGAAUCCGCUUGAUUCUUUGCUUUGCGACAAAACCUGGCGUGGAAAAGCAGCAGAUAUAUGAGAACUUAAAGAAGGGCUUAGCUCACACUGUCACUUCAAUUCCUUGGAUAUCGGGACUUAUUGGUCCAGAAGAAGCACAAGAUCCCAAGGCCCGAAAGGUGCAGAUUCUCGACUCGCCAGGUGGAUUCAGGUUCCCGUACAAGGAUCUUACCGAUACACUGCCAUCUUAUGCAGAAUUGCGCGAGAGAAACUUUCCCUUGGCAGAGUUCACUACAGCCCAGGUCGGCCCGAUUGAUGUCAUGCCACAGGGACCAGACCAGCCUGUCUUUGCAGCUCAAGCUAACUUUGUCGAAGCUGGCCUUCUGCUAACGGUAGGAGUUCAUCACUCUGCAUGUGACGCAUCGGCCUUGGACGCUAUCCUGAGCACAUGGUCACACAAUACUGCCGUAGCUAGCGGUGGUUCUGGGUCCUUUUCCACGCUUGAUGUGCCAUCUAACGACCGCAGCCCCUUGAUGGAAGGCGAUCUCGACAACGUCGACGUGGCUGCUUUUCCUGAGUACGUUCUGAUGCCUACUCCUCACUCUACGGAGGGUGAUCUGUCAAGCAUGUCUGGAUUCCAGCUGCCUCCCCUCUCGAGUCACCUUUUCCACUUCUCGUCAGAGUCUCUUACGAGGCUCAAAGAAGAGGCAGGGGCAUUCUCAUCUCAUGAUGCUCUCUGUGCUUUCACAUGGCAGCGCAUGACCUUGGCACGAAUGCAUUCCGGAGUGUUUAGUGAUCCCCUUGGAAGGGACUCAACAUCGCGCUUCUGCUUUGCUGUGAAUGUUCGCAGUCGAAUGAGCCCUCCGCUGCCACCUUCUUAUAUGGGCAAUGCUUCCAUGGGCUGCGUUACUGAGAAAAUCAACCCUACCGACUUCAAGCUGUCAUUCAAUGGUUUCUUAGGACCAGACGUUGUUGAGUCUUCAUGGGCAGACCUUGGCGUUUAUGGGCACCAAUGGGGCAAUGCUGUUGGCACACUGGACGCAGUUCGUACACCAGGUGAAGGCUCAGACGGUACUAUGAUGAUAUUGCCCAGAUUGAAGGAUGGCGGUUUGGAUGUUGUUGUUGGGUUGUCGACAGCAGCAAUGGAGAAGCUCCUCAAGGAUGAAGAAUUCGCUUCAUUUGCAGACUUUUAA